Messenger RNA from Aplysia californica (California sea hare), 1919 nucleotides. Its product is annotated as PRA1 family protein 3. Bases 26 to 562 code for a protein of 178 amino acids. The record is from RefSeq and is a predicted model, not a curated record. Gene Ontology annotation, cellular component: membrane. NCBI's taxonomy places the organism in Eukaryota, Metazoa, Mollusca, Gastropoda, Aplysiida, Aplysiidae. The transcript has 3 exons.
UGAACUGACAACUUCCGGUUCCACAAUGGCUGAAGUUGAAGUAGCACCGCUGCGGUCUAUGUCCGAUUUCCUUCUUGAUUCUGCAAGGUUCCAGCUACCGCAAAUUAGCGAUCAAGAAAAAUGGUCAAAUCGAGUGCUGAGUAAUUUAUUGUAUUAUCAGUCAAAUUAUUUCCUAUCAGCGCUCCUUAUAUUUCUCAUGAUAGGAAUAAUACAUCCUGUCCAAAUCUUGUUAGGCUUCACGGCACUGGCUCUCAUCUUUGGUGUGUUUGUCUACUUCACCAAUAACCAAUACAAGGCUCGUCGCUUCAAGCAUGACCACCCAGUAUUUUGCGUUGCUGCCGUCGUCGCUGCAGGAUACUUUGUGGUGUACAUGUUUGGAGCCGUCCUUGUGUUUGUCUUCGGCAUCGCUUUCCCAAUGUUGUUAAUACUGAUUCAUGCUUCACUGAGGUUGCGGAACAUCAAGAACAAGCUGGCCAAUAAGAUGGAGUACGUGGGCUUGAAGCGAACCCCGAUGGGACUGAUCCUGGAGGGACUUGGCCAGGAGCAGGAGGCGGGCUCUUAGGCUGAUUGCCUGACUGUGUCUUUGUCUCUCUGCCUCAGUGCUGCAGACCUUUGUGUAGAAGGCAUUGUGAACAUAGAAGAAAUGUUAUGAACUUUAUUGUGUAAACUUAUCUUGUCAAUACUCUGAAGGGUGUUGGAUAUUUUGAAUGUGCAAUUAUUUUGACUUGAUUUCGCUUUCUAUGACAAGGAAAGCCCUUCUCCAUUUUAGUUCAGUUCUGUCCAAAGUUGAGUCUGGUAAUUUUUCAUUCAGAUCAUGCUAAAAAUUGACUUGUCUCUAAUUGAGUCUCUAUAUUAUGGCUUAUGAAAGGUAAACAAGGUUGAUGAUGUUCUUACACUUUAAGCUGCUGUUUGCCUUUUUUUUUCUAGGUAAUUAGUUUUCUUUUAUUUGAAAUUUCAAGUUUUACUUGAUGACAGCUCUUAGGUGAAAACUUCUGAUAUGUCUAUAAACUAUAAUUUUGACAGAAUGAAAUGAGAUGACUAGUUGUAGGAAGUCCUGGUUUGAUCAUGUCUUGGCUUUCCCAAUUUUGAAUGAAUUGUUUUUUUUUGGUGCCUUAUUCCCCUAAGCUAUUUCAGAAUUCAGAAAUGUUAGCAUUUCUUGAUUUCUUGUUGAGUAAUUAAAAGUACUCAUGCUUGUAGCUGUGUGUUAAUGUAGUGUGCUGUGCACUGUUGUUCAAAUGUUAAACAGAUCCCAUCACAAACUCAUUUUGCCGUCAGUGGCACAGCCCACAUCUUUUUAAAUUUGGAGAACAAAACAGAGAGUGCAAUGGUUUUUAAUUAUCGACAUGAUGUGAUGAAGAAUAGAUUGAACAUCCCUCUUCCGAAAAUGUUUCAAAGUCUAGACAAGUUGUUGGAGGGCACAUAAUAAUAUAAUCCAGGAAUGGAAAUCUGGCCAAAAAGUCAUCUGACUGCACACAUUGGCUACGGAUUUCUUGCUUAUGAUAUAAAAUACAUUUAGUUGUAACGUAGUUUUGUUCUCUGUGUUUAGAUUUACCAUAAGGUAUAUAUGUCAUCGGCAAGCUGUUCAAAUGAUGUAAGAUGAAAAAGCAAACUUUUUUCAGAAGAGGGUAAAAAAAGCGAACUGUUUUAGUUCUUUUCCAACUGGUUCCAGUGUUAGAAUCUAUGUAUCUUUCUUUGCUUUAUUCAACAUUUAGAAUUUGAGUUACGACAAAGAAUUCCAUGAGUAUGCAACCAAUAGCAUGGAUUAAACACUGCGAUAAAUUCUUUUGUCAAAUUUUAGGACUUGAUACAUCAGAACAGCUGACUAACGAUAUGUGUGCAAAGUGUUUAUGAAAAGUAAAUAAAUUUUCUCCUCAAUUUAAAUCUGGUCUCAAGGUGUGCCAUACACAUGACAUGGAAAA